AUGAAAGGAGAAGCAGGUGAAGAUGAAGACACCAUUGGCAUUUACGUGGGCGGUCGGAAUGCUGAAGGGGAUCGCCACGGUGAGGGCUGGGCGUUGCUGCCCAACGGAGAUUUUUACCAAGGGUGUUACUGCCGUGGAAUGAGAAACGGAAAAGGGCUGUACGUGUUUAAAAACGGCGCGCGGUAUGAUGGUGAAUGGCGUCGCGCUAUGAAAUACGGCGUCGGUCACAUGACGUACCCGGACGGUUCCAGCUACGAGGGCGAUUGGCGCUACGACCUGAAGCAGGGUUUCGGCGCGUACUACUACCCGAACGGGGACAUUUACGAGGGGGCCUGGUUCAAGGGCAAACGGCACGGCCUGGGCACGUAUUUCCACGCGGAGCACCAGGUGAAGUUCAUGGGCACGUGGGUCGAGGGCGUCAUGGAGGGCCCCGGCCAGAUCAUGUACCCGCGUGUCCGCUUCCACGGCUCCUGGUGCAGGGGGCUGCCACGUGGGCCGGGCUGCUUCGUGUUCGACACGAACUGCAUGCAGCACGGCUUCUACGAGCUGAUCAAGGACCCGAAGCACGAGGAGUACGGCGAGGGCGAGGAGGAGAAGGAUAAGGAGCAAAACGACGAGAAGCUAGGCGAAGGCGAGCAGGAAGACGAGAUCGACGAUACGUUGGGUAAGAUUGCGGUGUGGCGCGCCCGCAACGUGACCGCCUACAUCCCCGAGUUCCUUCCUCCGGAACCUGUACCCCUGCCCAUCCACGACUCGGUGCCGUCCCUCAGCCGGGAGAGCGUCACCACCGACCUGCUGCAGUUCGAGCCCCCCUCAGCCGCGUCGGAGCACGAGGGGCGCGACGACAACGACUCCUGGCUCCUGCACCGGGAGAAGUUCCUCGAGGAAGCAGAGCAGAAAGAG
This is a messenger RNA of Iphiclides podalirius (scarce swallowtail), 903 nucleotides long. The record is from the annotation of a GenBank genome assembly. Lineage: Eukaryota; Metazoa; Arthropoda; Insecta; Lepidoptera; Papilionidae.